Messenger RNA from Asterias rubens (European starfish), 2729 nucleotides. RefSeq names its product peroxisomal multifunctional enzyme type 2-like. The transcript is spliced from 22 exons. The record is from RefSeq and is a predicted model, not a curated record. Bases 132 to 2339 code for a protein of 735 amino acids. NCBI's taxonomy places the organism in Eukaryota, Metazoa, Echinodermata, Asteroidea, Forcipulatida, Asteriidae. Gene Ontology annotation, molecular function: oxidoreductase activity.
GCGAAGUGAUCCUUUUUAAUUUUAGCCCGACUCUUUCGUCGCGAUAUUGCAAGAAAAGGGAGCUAAAAAUUAACUACGUUUUUGUCUUUAGAACUGAAGGCUCCAACGUACACAUAGCUGGUCCUCCAAACAUGGCAGAACUGAGAUAUGAUGGCCGCGUUGCACUCAUUACUGGUGCUGGUGGAGGUCUUGGUAGAGAGUAUGCGUUGAUGUUUGCUGCCCGGGGGGCAUCUGUUGUUGUGAAUGAUCUUGGCGGAGGACGAUCUGGGGACGGUGAUGGGACAAAGAUUGCAGACAAAGUUGUUGCGGAGAUAAGAGCUAAAGGGGGUAAAGCAGUGGCUAAUUACGAUUCUGUGGAAGAAGGAGAGAAGUUAGUUCAGACAGCAUUGGACAACUUUGGACGAAUAGAUAUCAUUGUCAACAAUGCCGGCAUUCUCAGGGAUCGUUCAUUUGCUCGGAUCAGUGAUACUGAUUGGGAUCUGAUCCAUAGAGUGCAUGUCCGUGGUGCCUUCCUGAUUACCAGAGCAGCUUGGCCUCACAUGAAGAAACAGAAAUAUGGGCGCAUCAUCAUGACAGCAUCAGCGUCAGGCUUGUACGGCAACUUUGGUCAGGCAAACUACAGUGCAGCAAAGAUGGGUUUGGUAGGGCUGUGCAACACGCUGUCUAUAGAGGGCACCAAAUAUAACAUCCAUUGUAAUACUAUCGCUCCCAUCGCUGGGUCCAGACUCACCGAAGAUAUCAUUCCUGAAGAGAUAUUCAAGUUGCUAAAGGCUGAGGCAGUAGCGCCAGUGGUCCUCUAUCUUUGCCAUGAAGAAUGUGAAGAGAAUGGCGGUGUGUUUGAAAGUGGAGCUGGAUGGGUUGGUCAAGUCAAAUUCCAGAGGGCAGAGGGAGUAGUGUUUGCAACAGAAGCAGCAAAACUCACACCAGAAAAUGUUCGGGACAGUUGGUCAACAGUUGGUGACAUGAGUACCUGUCAUUAUCCCACAGCAGCUGGAGAUUCUACAGUGUUAGUUGUGCAAUCAUUUGAAAAUGCCAAACGUGAUAUUACAAGGUCAACGACCUCGGCAGAAGAAGAUGGAUUCAAUCCGAGCCUGGCCAUUGGACAGAAGUUUCCAAGUGCACAAUUCUCCUACACACCCAACGAUGUAAUACUUUAUGCCUUAGGAGUUGGUGCCUCUACAUCCCAACCGGAUCAUCUCAAGUUCUUAUUUGAACUCAAUGAAGAUUUCUGCACUCUGCCCUCGUUUGCUGUCCUUCUUGGAAUUAAAGGAAUGGGCCACUUAUUCCUGGGUGGAAUACCUGGUUUAAGGGAUAUUGACAUGACAAAGAUUCUUCAUGGGGAGGAAUACUUAGAAGUAUUCAAACCAAUGCCUACAUCUGGUACCCUGACUGCCCAGUCACAGAUUGCUGAUAUCGUAGAUAAGGGCUCUGGUGCUUUAAUACUGACUGAAACCAAGGCAUACAACGAGAACAAGGAACUUCUGUCUCUCAGCCAAACUGCAAUAUUUCUUGUAGGAGCUGGUGGAUUUGGCGGAAGGAACAAAUCUGAAAAAGCCAAGUUGACUGUCAAGCCACCAUCUCGAUCUCCCGAUGCAUCGAUGAAGGAGAAGACAUCUGUUGACCAAGCGGCCCUCUAUAGACUGACUGGAGAUCCGAACCCACUGCAUAUCGAUCCAGCAUUUGCUGCUAUGGGUGGUUUUUCCAAACCCAUCCUGCACGGAUUGUGUUCGUUUGGUUUUUCAUGUCGUCACGUUUUGAAGCAGUUUGCUGAUAAUGAUGUCAAUAAGUUCAAGGCGGUCAAGUGCCGGUUUGCCAAGCCUGUUCUACCAGGCCAGACUAUCCAGACUGAUAUGUGGAGAGAGGGCAAUCGUAUUCAUUUCCAAACGAAGGUGGCAGAGACUGGAACUGUUGUAAUAUCAGGUGCUUAUGUGGAUCUCAUCAACCUUGCUCCACAACCGACUGUGGUUGAGCCAGCUGCAGCAGAGAGUAGUUUAGCUUCGGACGUUCUCUUCCAAGAACUUGGCCGACAGAUUUCUGAGCAUCCAGAUCUUGUGAAGAAAGCCAAAGGAAUCUUCUUGUACAUCAUCACUAAGGAUGGUAAAGAAGCCAGUCAGUGGACCCUUGAUCUGAAAACAGCGGGUGGUGCUGUUUACAAAGGACAACCCAAGACCGGUAAAAGUAACGUGACCGUUACCAUCGCAGAUGCUGAUUUUGUGGAUUUAGUCAGCGGUAAACUGAGUGGACAGCAGGCGUUCAUGACAGGUCGAUUAAAGGUCAAAGGUAACAUCAUGUUGCUACAGAAGAUAAGUCAGCUCCUAGUGGCAAAAGCUAAGUUGUAAUCCAGGCCCGAUACUUCACGGAGGCAAUGAAGGCGAGUGCCUCAAUGCCCCUGGUAUUUGCCUUGGUGCCCCUGAAAUGCUCGAGUAGAAAGUUACAAUUUCCUAAAAGGGUGUCCUUUAUCAAGGAAUAAAAUACCUUGAUGCCCUUGCCCUUUCAAAAACCAAGCAUACAGGCCUGGUUAUCCCUAUAGAUUAAAUCAUGGAUUAAUUAACCAGUAAUUUGGGGUCGAACAAAGAAAAACUGCUUGGAGCGGGAUUUGAAGCAUUGUCCUCUGGAUUAACGCACCGAUGCUCUACCAACUUGGCUAUCCAGCCCAGUGUUGGCGGUCUCCCUAUUUCGUCAAUAGGGACUUUUUGUUUUCGACGACGGAUGGUUCUGCGACGGCAAAG